UUUCAAUCCAUCAAUAAAGUUGACUUGCGGAGUCGAGUACGUGAGACUCAACUGCACGAACAACUUCUGGCCCCCGUCCUUCUUUUACCCUUCACGCGCCAUGGUCGAUCGUCGCUCUGACUCCGAAGACGGUUUGCGUGCUAAGCGUCAAAAGAUGGAUAAAGCUGGCACGGAUCCCAAGGACAAUCCAUACCUGGCUCAUAUGUAUGCGGACGCUUCCUCGAACGGCAACGAAUGGGCUGCAGAUAAGGAUUCGCCAUUUGCCAAGGUGAAGAGACAUCAGUCGACUGCCGCUCAGGCACAGAAGAUCGAAGAUGGAGAUAUCAACCCUUUCAACGGCCAGCCAUACUCCAGCAAAUAUUUCUCGAUUUUAAAAACUCGGCGCGAUCUUCCUGUCCAUGCGCAGAGGUAAGUACAAAAGUUCUCUUCUCUUAAUCGCGAUUAUUUACAAGUGAGCGACCUCUAAUGUUCAUGUUUAAGAGAUGAGUUUCUUCAACUCUA
Aspergillus pseudotamarii is the source of this 501-nucleotide messenger RNA. RefSeq names its product DEAH-box ATP-dependent RNA helicase PRP43. Lineage: Eukaryota; Fungi; Ascomycota; Eurotiomycetes; Eurotiales; Aspergillaceae. The transcript has a single exon. The coding region runs from base 101 to 412 and encodes 103 amino acids. The record is from RefSeq and is a predicted model, not a curated record.